GCAAUGCAAACAAUAUGGCGAACACCUGCGUGACUUUAAUGUAAACAAACGAGAAUGACGUUAUUUUUUGAAGGCAUUAUGGAUUUUACUUACUGUUUUUUAAAGAGUUUUAGAUUAAAGAGUUUGAAAACUCAAUAUUUGAUAUCAUUUUCGGUUAAAAUUAUUUGAAAUUUAUUGUAUUCUUUGUUUUAAAUAUCAGACCCAAGCACACCCUCACUACUCUGAGCUGAGUUACUCACACUGUACGUGUGAUGAUUGAAGAAAGUUUAGUAGAAAGUGUCAAUUUACCGUUGUCAUUGUCAAAUUAAAACUCAAAGUCACCUGGACCAAGUUUCAGUUCAGUUAGAGUAAGUAUUUGGUUAGGAUUAAAUUAGACUCGCUUUUUACUCUUUAACUUGGACUUGAAUUGUGUUUACUUCAUAAUUUAUAAUUUUACUCUGAUGAGUGAGCUGUCAUGAGUCAUAUGAGCAGAUGAUCGAUUGCUGAUUAUGUCUUACAUAAUCUUUAUCAUCAUUAUCAGAAAUGGAAACGGCUACUUUUUCAUCCAUUUAAAAUCCUCAGUAUCAUCAUCGCAAGCUGGUUCAUCUACUACGACUACAUCUUUGUUUUCAUCAUAUUUCCUUUAAAUUCUCUUCUUUAUACCUCGACUGCAAAUGUUGAUUCAAGAGUAGAAAUAAAAUCUAUAGUGAAAUUUGAGUAAACCAAGGUAGUAAUUGUGUACUUAUUCAGUCUAUAAAAUAUGAAAUAAAUUUAGUGAAUGACCCAGGUUUGUAGUUGGAUUUGUCUACUGAUGAUGAUGUAACUUAUUGGAUUGAUUGCGGUCCCACAAAGACUGUCAACACCACAUUGGGUCUUUUGACUGACAAGUCUUGCUAUCAUUUCAGACACAGGAAACCUGGAUAAUACUGGCACUGCUGGAAGAACUGAUUCAAUUAAUGUCCGAUUUGGUCCACACUCAUAUUCAGUGGUUUCAACAUCAGAUUUUUUAAUGUUGCUAUCAUGUCUGGCAUUACAAGGGGGACGCAGCAAAAAAUGAUUGAAGCAAACAAUUUUGCUUUGUAUAUACCCAAUGCAGCCCAUUCAUUAAAUCUAACGGCUAGAAUGCUGCUGACUGAUGCCUAGAGGCAGUUAAUUUCUUCUCAAUAGUGCAGUUGCUGUAUUAUUUUUUCCAGCAUCGACCAACCAGUGGCAAAAUACCUCUCUAAUAACUACAUGCUAUGGCUACAGCAACAGUAUUGAAAUCUAAAAUUUCAGAAACACCUGCUUGUAUAGCUGAAGACCAGUAUCAAAAGGGAGAUACGAUAGAAGAGAAGCAAAUAAUGUAAAUAGAAUUUGCCCUUAUGUUGAAUUUUUGUAAUGAGAUUUUACAAAAUGUUUCCAAGGUAAGCCAAAUUCUUCUGGAUGGGGAUGUGCAGAUCUCUAAGAAUCAUUAGAUGAUCAACUGUGUAGCCUACUUGACGAGAUCAUUUAAAAAAUAUGAAGCAACUACUAAAGAAAUGUUACCAGAUGCGGAUAAAAAGCUUACUCAAAAUAAUAUAGAAAGAAGUCACUCAAUGACACUGAUGGACCAGCAGUACACCUAGAUGUGAGAGACAACUUAUACCUUUUCUGCAGUUACUGAUACACUACAAACUGAGAUGUGAAAAAAGGAAGAAUAUGAUAGAGAUUGUCCAUCUAAAUGAUGUGUCCCAUACUCAUCAUUAUCUGAAAAUGGCUGGUAUUUUCAGGAUUUUGAAAACUUAUUAAUGCUUCCCCAGAGGACUUAACAAAAUAAUUUUCCAGCUGAGCUUUAGGAGAUUCAUUCUUAAGUGUGGCAUAAAGUUAUAGCAACAAAAUCUGUAAAAAGAAAAUACUCUCAUGCAGAACUUCAUAAAAUAAUAGUAGAAGACAAUAUUAAGUGUGCCUUUUUGCGCAAGUGCAAAUGUGUAUUGCAUUAAUAGCUGUAGUUAUUUAGAAGUUAGAUUUUGCAAGGAAUGUUGAAAUGAACCGGAGAAAAACAAUAUGUUGAACCCCUUGUAUAUAAUACCUUAUACAUUCAUUAGCCUCGGAAAAUCCCAAAAAGUGUAUCAACCACUCAUAAGCCUCAACCAUAAAAUAAUUUUUCAAUGUAAGAAAUAAGGUACUAAAGAAAAUACUUCUGAAAAACAUCCAGACUUUAUUGUGGAAGUAAAAAAAAAUAAAAAAAUCUAUUUAAAAACGAAUAAAGAUACAGAAUAUUGUAUAAGACAGGUACUUGCUUCUAACCAUAUUGAACAUUUAUAAAAGUAGAUCACUGACGCAUUAUUGCUUUGUAUUUCAAGGCAUGUAUUCUAUCAAAUAAAAAUUAUGCGUUAAGUGCAUUCUGGUUACUGGCAUUAAAUAAAGGGCAGGUGCUCUUACCAUUCUAAAAUGGAUUUGAACUGCUGCUACAAUUUUAAAAAAUCUGACAUUGUGAUGUGAAACAGUUAGGAAUGCAAUUUAAGAUCCCAAACUUGUGACUCAGUUUUGUACAUAACUUAUGUUAGUUACCUUUUUGGUCAUUGUUUUCUUUAAUUGUUUCAAUGUACCUAGAAAAUUAUAAAAAUUUCCGACCACCCCACUUAUUUCCAUGAAAGUUUUUUUUUAAAAAGAUUGAUUUAGAAUAAGUAUAUUUGGUCACAUUGUGCAAAAAGAUAUGGAUUGUUGUACACAAAAUUACAACAUAAUUUUUUUAUUUAUAAUGUUCACAAGUUUUUUGUAUAUUUUGUAAAUUAUGUAAAUGGUAAGAGUAUAUAAGUUUUACAAGUUUCAUUAUCAUUACAUAUUUACAAAUUAGAUUUGUAAUAUUAUGUUUUUUCAACAAUAAUCUAAUUAAGGAUUCUAUAUGUCAGUAGAAUACUAAAUUCAACGUGUUGGUCUUAAUUUUAUGCACUUUUUUUUUUAUUUUGUAGGAAAAUUUUUUAACUCGGAGAAGUCAGGCUAAAAUUCACUGGGAUAAAAUAUCAAAUUAAAAAAAAAACAAAAGCAUGGAAAAGGUUGAGCAAGAUGAAGUGGGUGAACCAGCUGGUUUCACAUCAUGUGUCGACAGGGAGCUUGUUGCACAUCCACUGAUACAAGAGGGGGCAGCUUGUGUGCUGGCUGAUGCACACAAAAGUCUGACUUUUAGCAACAUGCCAGAAGAAAUUUUGGAGCACAUAUUAUCCUUUCUUUCACCCUACAGAGACAUGGAUGCAGCAAAACUUGUAUCCAAGCAGUGGAACAGAAUUAUAAAGUGUGAGUUUCAAACUUAAAAAAGACAAGUUUAAUUACGGAUGCAAAAUUUAUUCAAUUGAUUAAGAUACAAUUUGAUAAGAGUCUCAAAAUAUAUUUUAAAAAAAAAUCUUAAUCUCGAUCUCAAAUUAUUAGAUCUACUGUUAUAAAUUGUCUGCUAUGGUGAGACAUAUUUUGUUCCUGUUAAAACAAAUAUAAGAAAUACUUUCUGUUUAUGUUUUGAAGGUAAUGUUUAAUGCACUAAUACUCAGGUCACGCUAUCAAAUUUUCAUCAAAUUUUUUUUGUGAAUGGACUAAUUAGUAAAACAAAAUGGUUCAUUCCAAAAGAAAUUUGAUGAAAAUUUGCUGAGCAUUAGGGUUUUUACAAUUUUUUUAGCAUUAAAUGGUUAUUGAAAUUGAAAGUAACCAUUAACACAUUAAAAAGAAAACCAUUAAAGAAUUUCUUUUUAAAAAAAAAGAAAAAUGCACCCACCAAAGUAUUUCAAAGGUGAACAUCAGGCAUUUUCAAAAUCUUAACAGCUGUUGUGAGCCAGAGGAAACGAAGGUUUUAUCAGUCUGUGGCCAACUGUGAGGUGAGCUGGACUUUGCUCACCAAAGAGAUUACCGGCCAAGGGAAUCCUGAAAGAGGAUACUUAAGGUGAGAUAAGUUUUGUGAACAAGUUUCUAAUAUUGCUCAUGACGAGUGCUCUAGAAUGAUAGGCCUUCUAACAAAUUAAUCAUAAACACUUGCUCGGCUUUAUUGCAACCGUAAGACUGAAUUUUUGAAUGGUAAAUCCUUGUUUAAUAAAUUUGGUUUGUUUGGAGCUGACAAAAAAGAUUGAGAUAAUAAUAACCACAAUUCGUUGGUAGCCUAUUUUUGGAGUCAUGUAUUCCUGUGUUUUUUUUAUUGGUCUGUUCAUAAUAGUUCCAAUAAUGCCGAGCAUAACUGUAAGAAGUUUCAUGUUUUUCCAUGAAAGCCAAUCUAUUUUUUGCUUCAAUUUAAGCAUCAGUGACAGACAUUCACACAGCGCUGCCUACCACGAUGGUUCUAUGUACAUAUUUGGUGGUUGUACAUCGACCAACACAACUUUCAAUGAUUUGUGGAGAUUUGAUCUGACUACAAGACAGUGGAUCCGACCCGUGGCCAUGGGUAAAGCUACCAGCAUAACUUUUUUUUUCUUUUUGAAACUUAUUGUAACUGAUCAUUGUUACUGAUUGUAACUGUAACUGCUUCCUCAUCCUGCAAUCAUCAGUUAUUUUUGCCUGGUGGCCUUGCUUGACUUUAGUUAACUUAAGUUACUCGAUAAAUCCAUAGCACAAACACACUCACAGAUAACAUAUGAAGUAAGUCACUUUUCCACACUACACUUUGUUACAUAUAAUAGAAAUACUACUCAGUGAAUAUUUUAAUAAAGUAGAUAAUUGCAUACCACAUAUUAAAAAGAAUCUUGGGUAGGUAUUCAAUCUCUACUGAACAGAGAACAAUCUCUACUGAACAGAACAAUCUACUGAACAGAGAACAAUCUUGACUGAACAGAGAAAAAUCUCUACUGAACAGAGAACAAUCUCUACUGAACAGAGAACAAUCACAACUGAAAAGAGAACAAUCUCUACUCUAAUGAACAGAGAACAAUCUACUGAACAGAGAAUAAUCUUUACUGAACAGUGAACAAAUAUCUACUGAACAGAGAACAAUCUCUACUGAACAGAGAACAAUCUCUAGUGAUGAAAUUUAUGUUCCUGUUUUUGUCAUGACUUCAAAAUUACAUUCUAGUAAAGUUAUACCUUAGCCAACAUAGAAUCACUUUUCAAACACUGUGUAACCCUAUGGGUAAUUUGUCACUGAUCCCAGGCGUACAUAAGUGGCUAUUCAUUUUUAUGUUUAAAAUAACUUACAUUAUAGUUCAAAGAGACUUCCAGGGCAUCAGAAUGGCCUGCAAUUUGCUAGCCAUUGCAUCAUUAUAAAAAGCUGACCCUCCCCCCUACCCCCCCCCCCCCCCCCGUUACAUGUUACAUCUGUUACUUGAACAGUUUCUACCUCACUGGUCACCUGUUACAGCCUGUUUAAUGUGUAACAGAAUGAGUCAUACAUUUAUUUACUUAUUUCUAUUGACAGGUACUUAUCCAUCUCCUAAAGCCUGUGCCACUAUGGUGGUUUAUAAUGGCACUUUGGUCUUAUUUGGAGGCUGGAGUCAUCCAAUACCUUAUCCUAAUCCCCAUCAGGUAAAUGCCUCCACUAUAUCAGUUAAAUGCCUCCUGAAGGAUUAAAUGAAGAAAGUUUUUUGAAAUUGGAACAAAUCUUAUUUAAAUUUAUAAAAGCAAAUUGACUUGAAAUUAAAAAAAACAACAACUUAUAUUUGUGCGUUUUUUUUCUUCCCCAAAAUUUCAAGUCCGCUCACUACUUUUCUGAGCUGCACGUCUACAGCCCGUCAACCAAUCGUUGGUCUCAUAUCCUGUCCCUUGGUCAAGAGCCCGAAGCAUUGGGUGGGCACUCUGCAUCAGUUGUUGGUCAUCUGAUGGUAGUCUUUGGUGGCUCUCCCAGGACAGGACUUGGGUAGGUCUUCCUGUUGACAUUUGUGUUUAUCCUGCACCCACCAUUCAAGCUGUUAUCUAUUUGAACAGUUACAGUUAUUAUAAAGAACCUUUUAGUUAGAAGAUAUAUCAGGUCAGCAGUAUCUGGGAUUUUUGGUCAGAUUUUGAUACAGAAAGAAUUCAUUUUAAAGUUGGACGUUGUCCUUAAAAUGGCACGGUCCAGUUGAUUGAUGACUUAAAAAACCUUUUCAUGUUUAAAUUCAGUUGUUUUAUUGCCUUGUGCACACAUAUUCAGGACCAACAACGUCUGGGUGUUCAACUUUCAAAAGUGCACAUGGAAACUUCAGCCUGUGGCCAGGGAUCCAAAGCCUGAGCCGAGAUACGGGCAAUAUCAGGUUGGUGAAAUAAUUAGAGCCACGACUCUGCAAGUACAAGACAUCAGCCUCAAAAAACUUUCACUAGCUGUUGGUAAUAAGACAGAAAGGCAGAUGGGGGGGGGGCGACUUAACAUGACCUUGGCCGCAUGUUGCAUGCUCAAAUGGUCCCGAGGGUGAACAGUUUGUCGCAUUAGGAUGGACAGGGAUACUUUAUUUAAAGGGAUGUGUGGCUGGAGGUGUUACCAUGAAAAUUCAUCUGAAACAUUCAUUCAACAGUCUUGCUCUUUUUUUUCCAAACCUGAACACAUCUUGUUCCACUGUUUGUUGACUGAAAUCAUCGCAAUGUAAAUUUUAGUGGGUAGUUUUAGAUGAAAGAUCAGUUGUGAUGUCAGAAAUAUUUUGUGUGGGGAAAAAAAGUUAAGAGUCAAAUAAAAUGUACAGAGGUAUGGAAGAUGUUUUAGUCUGAACUUGUUUUUGUCAACUUACCAGCACAUUAAUGGGCAACCCUGCUACCAUUGGUCAUUUUUGUCAACUUAGCAGCACACUAAUGGACAACCCUGGUAUCAUUGGUCAUUUUUGUCGACUUAGCAGCACACUAAUGGACAACCCUGGUAUCAUUGGUCAUGUUUGUCAACUUAGCAGCACACUAAUGGACAACCCUGGUAUCAUUGGUCAUUUUUGUCAACUUAGCAGCACACUAAUGGUCAACCCUGGUACCAUUGGUCAUUUUUGUCCACUUAGCAGCACACUAAUGGACAACCCUGGUAUCAUUGGUCAUUUUUGUCGACUUAGCAGCACACUAAUGGACAACCCUGGUAUCAUUGGUCAUGUUUGUCAACUUAGCAGCACACUAAUGGACAACCCUGGUAUCAUUGGUCAUUUUUGUCAACUUAGCAGCACACUAAUGGACAACCCUGGUAUCAUUGGUCAUUUUUGUCAACUUAGCAGCACACUAGUGGACAACCCUGGUAUCAUUGGUCAUGUUUGUCAACUUAGCAGCACACUAGUGGACAACCCUGGUAUCAUUGGUCAUGUUUGUCAACUUAGCAGCACACUAGUGGACAACCCUGGUAUCAUUGGUCAUGUUUGUCAACUUAGCAACACACUAGUGGACAACCCUGGUAUCAUUGGUCAUUUUUGUCAACUUAGCAGCACACUAAUGGAUAACCCUGGUAUCAUUGGUCAUGUUGAUCCUAGAUAGUGAGGUUUAUGAAUGCUAUGCUAAAAAUGAAUCUUCACCCACCCAGACGGCCACUGUUCAGUUUGUACAAACAUUUGUGUGGAGAACUUAAAAGCAGACUUAGAGCAACGGACAAAUGUAUUUAAAAAAAGAGUUAAUUUUAAUUUAAUUAAUUUGUAGACUGGUAGAUCUGAUUUCUUCUUAUUUUGGUUCUUUUCCUUUUCAGACAACACUAGAUGAGAGUCACAUCCUUAUAAUGGGAGGAUCUGUAGGCGGAAGCAGAGUGAGUUAAGCUAUUAUAAUGUUACACAUAACGAUUUGGGGGAGUGGGACACGUUUGAAUGGUUAGUAGUUUUAAGUAAACUUGUAAACAAAAAGGAAAAUCUCUGUGUUUUAAAAUGUUAAAGUUGGUCGAGUUAAAGUGAUCUCAGUGGUAAAAGAUCAGGAGUUGCAAGGGGCUGAAAAUAAUUUUUUGUUAAAAGAACAGGAUGAUUUAAUUUGUGUUGGAAAAGUAACUGUAUCAUGAUGACAUGUCAAUGGCAGGUUUACAAUGACAUGUGGUUGUUGACCCUGCACCCCACCGACCCUUGGUUUUGGACAAGGAUCAAUGUUGAGCACCCAGAACUUGCAGCCACUCAGUCAUGGUGUCAUGCUGCUUGCAGAGUAAGAUUAUGUCCCUUUUUGUUAAAGUUUAAAUUUACAAACAACAUUUCUCUCUCCUCCUCCCCCCCCUCCCCCCCCCCAAUCUUAACAGAACAACUCUGACAAUGAAAAGCUUUUGGCAUCACAGAAUCAUCCAUUUAUAAAUAUUUAAGAUUAAAUUAAUUUUUAAAUUUUUAUUUAUAAAAAGUGAAGAAUUCUGUAAUAAAUCUUGAAUUUACAAUGUCAUAAAAAUAAACAAAAUACUGUAAAAAGUCGAGAAAUUAAAUUUGAGCCAACCAUGCAUUUUAUCCUGCAGGUCAACGAUGUUAUAGUGGUAGUGGCUAAAUCAAAUAAGCCGCGCCAGGCCCGCAACAUCCGAACACGGGCGGCACGCGCGGGCCCACCCAAAGCGACAGCUUCAAACUGUUACGGUUGCGGCAGUGAGAAUACCUUGCCAGCGUCAAACAAUGUUGCGCAGCCCAACAGUCCGGUCAGUCCCCAAGAAGCCAGGCCUCAAAGGCAAGAGGACCUGAGUCCUUUGAAAGAUCUCCAGCACAUUUGUGAGGAUGAAUCUUGUAACAGGAAUGUCAAGAAUGGAGGUUUGUACACAGCUGUUUUGCCUGAUGGGUGUGCGUACUCCCUCUUUAGCUUCAAGGGGGAAAAAUGAAUGCAUGACACCUCUCCUAGGUAAAAAUAUUCCACUGGCUCCCGUAAAAGAAAUUGGGUGAUAAUCGCAACAACAGAACAGAUUAUUCAUUUUUCAAAUUCUUACCUUUGGUUUAAUUAUUAUGCUUCUCUAAACUGUGAGUUCAGAUAUAAAACAGAAAUUUUAUCAAAAUCACCAUGAAACAAUCCUUAAAUAUCAGUUUGGUUUCUUAACAUGAUCAUUUUAAACUACUAUGAGUUACAAUAGCUUUUUUUACAGUUUAUAUAUACCAAGAUGGCUUUAUUAAAUUUAUUUAUUUAGGCAUUUUUAUAUAGCGCUUACCUUAAAGCUCUAAGCGCUUUACAAUUAUUAAAAACAUGUAAACUAAGUAAAAUAAAAAUGAAAAACCAGAGACACUAGGAUAGUUACUACUAUACUAUAGAAACAAUUAAAAUGGCUAUAAAACGAGUAUACAUUGGCACGUUUUGGCCUAUACUACAGGAUCAAUAAUUAAAUAUUUUUUUUCAUUAAAUUUUAAGAUCUGCAUGAUGACGACGAUCAGAAAGGUCACAAUUCGCCCAACAAAAAUCUUCUGGCCUUGCAGCAGCGGCUACAUCGUGAAUGUGCUAACCUACCCGACCCAGACAACCAUCAUCACAAUCCCCACGGUUUCAACAAAGAUGAACCAGAGGGCCAUUUCAACAGACUCAGUAGCCGUUAUGGCCCCGAGGCGCCCACCGGUGCCGGGCACAGCCCAUUUCGUGACCAACCGCAGCAGGUGGACCAGCCUCAGAAUGGCAGCUUUCAAAGGGCGAACGUCCCAGCGUGUAUCAGGGGCAGAGGAGGUGGGGUCAUGCCUUCAGUCCGUCCCAAUGCAAUGUGCAAUAGACAGAAGCAGCUAGAGGCCUUACUGCGUCAAGAAGAAAUACUGAGGUCUAAAUCCCGGGCCCUUGCCGCAGCCAGGAGUAAACAACCAGUUGAAGCAAGCAACUGCCCUGUCGUGGACGAGACCGUCCCCGACAUCAUCACGACGAAAAACAGAAUGGAUGCUCAUGCCCUGAACAUCAGUCGUGUGUUGAGCGAUGGGGUGGCAGAGUGGAGGCCGCUCAGUGAGUUACAGCCGAGCUGUGCACCCACGGAGACGAUUUGUUGCAGUAUGUUAGAAGGAAGGGGGGAGCUGGUGCUGUUUGGUGGCGUGAUCAGAGACAUGAAAAGUCCUGUGGGGACUAACACGGCCAUUAACAAACUCUACAUACUUCAGCCACGGUGAAUGGAUGGUCAGCCUUGAUUGGUGGGUUAUUUUUAACAAUUAAUUGUGAUCUAGAUGUUAAACAGAUAUAUAUCUUUACAAGAUGGAAAAUACUAUUACAGUCUUUGGUUCUUGGUAGUAGCGAGUCACAGAGAGAUAUAGAUGACUUUAAAAUAAGCAACUUGAGUUAAGAGUCAGGACUUUAAAAUAAUUAAUUGGAGUUAGGAGUCAGGACUUUAAAAUAAGCAGUUUUGGACUUAAAAAUAAGCAAUUUGAGUUAGGUGUCAGGCUGGCCUUGAUGCUAGUGCCAGGUACUCUUUCUUGUGGUGGAUAUACAAGUUUAAAACAACUGUUGGAUUAAGUUACUUGUUUGAUUAUAUGCCCAUUAAUUAUUGUUGAAAUAUUUCAAACAAAACAUAACAGUCUAACUUAUUCUAAUUGAAAAAAAUUCCCAGCCUAAAUGCACACAUACAAUUGUUUUAUUAAGUAUCUGCUGCAAUAAAUGCUUAAGUAAGAAAACUGAUUUGCGUUAGAUUGCUGAAUUAAAAAAAUAAAUUUGCUAGAUAACUAGUAUAUUUAUUGUAAUUUUUAGUAAAAUCUCCUUUAAGAAGUAUGAAUAACUCAGCAGUUUGUUAACUUAUUUAUUUUUCCAUAUUGAUCAAUUUAUGAACCUGAGCAAUGCAUGGCCAUCACACAUGUGUGGUAAGAAUAAAUCAUCUUGCAUUGCAAGCAAUUUUUAUUCAGUGACUUAAUAAUAUGAAUCUUUUGUUUAAUUGUUGUAUUGCUUAAUUGCUAUUGCAAUUCGUGUGCAUAAACACAUUUAUUUUCUAGCUGAAUAGAUGAGAAUUUCAAACUAUAUAAAUAUAUAUAUAAUACAUUAUAUAUAUAUAAAUAUAUAUAUAAUACAUUAUAUAUAUGUGCUUGCAAUCAAAAGUUCCAGCUGUUACAAGAAACUGGUAGACAGGAAUUUUAAAGAUAUUAACUUUAGUGAGAAGUUUCUGCUUCUUCUGAUUUAGGUACCUGCUACUUCCCAACAAUUUCAAGAUUGUUAAAGCUGAAUCCAUUUUUUAAAACCCCCC
Messenger RNA from Lymnaea stagnalis (great pond snail), 10912 nucleotides. Lineage: Eukaryota; Metazoa; Mollusca; Gastropoda; Lymnaeidae. The record is from the annotation of a GenBank genome assembly.